This is a messenger RNA of Momordica charantia (bitter melon), 1590 nucleotides long. Its product is annotated as pre-mRNA-splicing factor ISY1-like protein. Gene Ontology annotation, biological process: generation of catalytic spliceosome for second transesterification step. The record is from RefSeq and is a predicted model, not a curated record. Lineage: Eukaryota; Viridiplantae; Streptophyta; Magnoliopsida; Cucurbitales; Cucurbitaceae.
AAAUAAUAUAUUUCGCGAUAGAGUGGCUACUACUGCGACUUGGUUUGAGAGCUCCAUUGACGGGAACCAGGGUUUCUUCCGCUGCUACUCGUCGAAGAAAUUUUGAUUGGGAAAUUGUUCGGCGCCCAAAUUCUUCAGGAGCAGAUUUUUUUGGGGUAGGGUAAGAUGGCUCGAAAUGAGGAGAAAGCACAGUCAAUGCUAAAUCGUUUCAUUGCCUUAAAAGCUGAGGAGAAGAAGAAACCUAAGGAACGCCGACCCUACCUUGCCUCUGAGUGUCGUGACCUUGCAGAAGCUGACAAAUGGCGUCAGCAAAUCAUGCGUGAGAUUGGGCGUAAGGUUGCAGAGAUCCAAAAUGAAGGCCUUGGUGAGCAUCGCUUACGUGAUCUCAAUGAUGAGAUCAACAAGCUUAUCAGAGAAAAGUCACAUUGGGAGCGUCGUAUAGUUGAGCUAGGUGGCCCCAAUUAUACCAAACACUCGGCUAAAAUGACUGACUUGGACGGAAACAUUGUUGAUGUACCAAACCCAAGUGGUCGUGGUCCUGGAUAUCGGUAUUUUGGUGCUGCUAAGAAGUUACCAGGUGUGAGGGAGUUGUUUGAGAAGCCACCUGAACUAAGGAAGCGUAGGACUCGUUAUGACAUAUACAAGAGGAUCGAUGCAAGCUACUAUGGCUAUAGGGAUGACGAGGAUGGGGUUUUGGAAAGAGUGGAAGGUCCAAGUGAAGAGCGUAUGAGAACCGAGGCAGUCGAAGAGUGGCAGAGAAUGGAAGAGAUAAGGAAAGAAGCGAAGAGGGCAGUAAAGAGCGGGGAGGUAGCGAGCGUGGUGAACGUUGCAGCAAAGGAGGUACUAUUUGAGGAGGAGGAAGAGGUUGUGGAAGAAGAGAGGAAAAGAGAGAGGGAAAUGAAGGAGAAUUUGGACAAGGAGAGGGAGUUUGUGGUGCAUGUGCCUUUACCUGAUGAGAAAGAGAUUGAGAAGAUGGUACUGGAGAAGAAGAAGAUGGAACUGUUGAGUAAGUAUGCGAGUGAUAUGCUUUUGGAUGAACAGAGCGAAGCCAAGACCAUGCUCAAUAUACAGAGGUAGACUAGAUAGAUGGUAUGCCCCUAGUUUAGUUAGUGCCCAAAAUUGUAAUAGAUUUAUUUUUGUUAAAUCUGAUAUGCAUCACUGGAAAUGCAAUUGCCAAAUGAAUUUGGUUUGUCCAUUGAUUUCUUGGUUGUGUGGUGGAUUGGCCAAUCAUAUUUCAGAUCCAACCAGAGGGACAGCAAAGACCGAGUUGUAUGAUCAAAUACUGUUAUGAUGUUUGUUUAGCUUCUCCCUAUAUUUUUGCUAUGAACAUCUUAAAGGUGCAAUCAGCGUUGAUGAAUGAUGAAAAACCUCAGAUAAUAGGUUGCAAGAAUUUACCAAAUCCCCACUCUCCGAGGGCAAGAAUCUCGACAGUGAUGUCUCUCUUCCAUGUACACAGGACAGUAUUUUGGGGCGCAUUUGUUUUAAGACUUUGCAGUCGAUUUUGGAUGCUGACGAAUAUUUAUGGCUUUUGGAUUAGCUUCGUGUAUUUCCAUAUUCUGUUUCUUCAAGUUUACAAAGAAGCUUUUCAUA